Messenger RNA from Vigna umbellata (rice bean), 1164 nucleotides. RefSeq lists its product as uncharacterized. NCBI's taxonomy places the organism in Eukaryota, Viridiplantae, Streptophyta, Magnoliopsida, Fabales, Fabaceae. The record is from RefSeq and is a predicted model, not a curated record.
ACUCAAUCGCGCCCUGUCGCGUGUCCGCUUCGAGCUUUUAACAGUCGCUGUUAUACGAUGAACAUAGCCUCCACCACUGCCUCCAUAAACUUCCCCUUCCAACUCUCAUCACUCGCCUUUCGCGCGUCCCACAAACGCGCCACUUUCUUACUUUCUUUUGCUUCUCGUUCUGUCUCCAAAACCGCCAUGGCCUCCGCUGCUCUCCGAUCAUCCACUCCAGUCCCAGCCGAACUCAACGAUGAGUCCGACUUCGAAUCUCUCCUCUCUCCGGACGGUUACAUCUCCAUAUGCGGUUUCGGCUCUCUCCUCUCCGAGAGAAGCGCACGAAGCACUUUCCCCGAUUUGGCAAACUUCAGAACCGCACAGUUGAAAAGCUUCCGGCGGGUCUUCGCGCACGUCGCUCCGGUUUUCUUCGAGCGCGGCAUUGCGAAGCCCGAAACCAUGGAGAUUUCGAGCUUGAGUGUGGAGCCAUGUGAAGGAGAAACUCUUGUAGUAACAGUGUUUGAGAUCAGAAAAUCUGAGAUUCCAGAUUUCAUCAAGAGGGAGGUUGAGUUUCGGUUUCUUGCUGUUCUUCCUGAAACGCUUGAUGGCCAUGCUUUUGAUUUUCCAGCGGUCCUUUGUGCCCGUUACAGUGAUGAGGAAUUUUUCAACAUUAGAUGUAAAGGAAUCAAGGAAAUCUAUUUUCAGCAAUAUGGACGGUGGAAUAUAGAUAAAAUUUGGAGAGAUGAUGUCUUACCUUGUCGGGUUUAUCUUAGACACUGUGUACUAGCAGCAAAGAAUCUUGGUGAAACAGCCUACAACAACUUUCUGGAUCACACUUAUCUUGCUGACCGGAAAACAACCAUUCGCGAGUACUUGGCAACAACAGGUUCUGGUAUCAUGGAAGAGCAGCCCCCUGAAUCCCUCAAGCACCGCUAUGGCGGUUGAUAAUUUUAGCAGCAAUGAAUAUAUCAAUGUAAAGUGAUGGCAGAUGGGCUGAAGGGCUUGAUUCUUCAAUAUAAAAACUGUACAAUCUUUAAUAAUUCAUGAUUCACGACUUUCACUCUUCCGAUUUGGUGCUGAAUAUCAAGCUAAAAACAGCAUCAAUACAACUGACCUUAGCAUGUGUGUAAAAGAAAUUUGUUGCUGAGUACCGUUUAAUUGUUUCCUUGGUUGAGCACAUUA